This is a messenger RNA of Carassius gibelio (silver crucian carp), 1796 nucleotides long. Its product is annotated as transcription initiation factor TFIID subunit 7. Gene Ontology annotation, biological process: RNA polymerase II preinitiation complex assembly; transcription initiation at RNA polymerase II promoter. The transcript has 11 exons. The coding region runs from base 513 to 1508 and encodes 331 amino acids. NCBI's taxonomy places the organism in Eukaryota, Metazoa, Chordata, Actinopteri, Cypriniformes, Cyprinidae. Gene Ontology annotation, molecular function: RNA polymerase II general transcription initiation factor activity. The record is from RefSeq and is a predicted model, not a curated record. Gene Ontology annotation, cellular component: transcription factor TFIID complex.
AAGUCUGCACACAGUAUUUAAGUAAGGUACACACUCCCAAAACAAUUCCAUCAAGUGCCUUUAAAUAUCUGAUAUUUUUAGAUCAUUGUUGUUUGACUCAUAAUUAUUAGGUUACACUUUAUUACAAAGUGUCUUUGUUACAGUGUGAUUAUACAUUUAAGUACUGAGUAAUAUUAAGUAAAUACAUGUUCUUACUAUAUGGUUAGGAAUAGGGUUUGGCUUAUGGUUACUUGUGUGCAAUUACACAUGAUUAAGUGUGAUUAUAAUAGUAAGUAUAUGUAAUGUGCAACAAGGACACCUUAAAGGGUUAUUAGUUCACCCCAAAAUGAAAAUGAUGUAAUUAAUUACUCACCCUCAUGUCGUUCCAACCCGUAAAACCUUUGUUCAUCUUCAGAACACAAAUUAAGAUAUUUUUUUAUGAAAUUGGAGAGCUAUCUGACCCUCCAUAGACAGCAAUGCAACUGAAAUGUUCCCAGUCCAUGUGACAUCAGUGGCUCAACUUCAGUUUUGCGAUGGAGUAUGCCUCCACAGUCAGACGGAUCGCCCAAUCUAGCAGCAUGAACAUAAAAGACAGACUUACUAUCGAGUUACAUGCUGAUGGUCGCCAUGGGAUUGUACGUGUAGAUCGUGUCCCUUUAGCAUGUAAAUUAGUGGAUUUACCCUGCAUCCUGGAGUCAUUAAAAACGGUUGACAAAAAGACCUUCUAUAAGACUGCCGACAUCUGUCAGAUGCUGGUAUGCACACUGGAUGGAGAUCUGUACCCCCCUCUAGAGGAGCCCACAGGCACUACAGACUCCAAAGGCAAAAAGAAAGACAAGGAAAAAGACAAGAAAUUUGUUUGGAACCAUGGCAUUACGCUUCCUCUGAAGAACACGAGGAAGAGGCGGUUCAGGAAGACAGCGAAGAAGAAGUACAUCGAGUCUCCUGAUGUGGAAAAGGAGGUGAAGAGGCUCUUGAGCACAGACGCCGAAGCCGUCAGUGUUCGAUGGGAGGUGAUUGCUGAGGAUGAGACCAAAGAACCUGACAACAGCUUAUCUCUGUCCAACUUGGAGUCUUCACCUGGAACCUCGGGACACAAGGGUCACGGCUCUUCAGUCCAACAUGACGAGCUACGCGAGAUCUUCAACGACAUCAGCAGCAGCAGCGAGGAUGAGGACGAGGAGGCUGACCGAAACGAGGACGACGACCUUAACAUCAUGGACACUGAAGACGACAUGGUCAGGCAGCUCCAUGAGAAACUGAACGAGACCGGCGGAAGCAGAGACAAGAAUGACCGUAACAGUCAGAUCGUAAUGGAGUAUCAGGUGCAGAUCAACAAUUUGAAGGCCAAGCUUCAGGACACACGUAAACGCAAGAAGGAACAGGAGAAAUUGAUAAUGGAGGUGGAAAAUCAAGCACUCAGGGAUCGUUUCCAGGGUCUUUUGAAUGGUAUGAUUCAUCAAGAAGAGCAAGAGAUGCAACAGCUGGCUUCCCUUCAAGAGCAGCUGGACUCGCUGAUCGAGAAGUGAUGCUCACGAUUACGAAGAUACUGCAAUACAAUGACUCUGACCAGAGGCAACUGCUGAACACAUCAUUGACUUUACUGCAUGUAUUAGCUAAAUUUGGACAUCGCAUUUGUGUUGAGACUCAUAGAAAUAUUGUCAACAUAUUCAACUGAAUGCUCGUCACACAAGUUUCAUCUCAUGCAAGAUUGUGUAUUUGUACUUUUUGUGACGUUACUUCUUCUGCUCCUUAAGCCUGCAAAUUUGUAAGCUACUCCCAUUAUGGUGGUCAAUAAACUGGAAAAUCAUACUAGA